AUGGACACUGGGCAUCUGUCGCACCAAGUCACAACCAUCAUUGACCAGCUGCAUGGCUUCUUUGACGAAAUCGGCCUUCCCACACAUGAACGAAACGAGAGAGAGUCAGAGCUGUUUGCUGCUCUGUCCGAAACACUAAACAACCAGCUCAACCUGCACGACCUUACAGACGAGGCCCGCCGCUUGAUCAAGUCGAUUCGCCAGAUCGAGGCCGCCUUGGUCGACGACAAGCCCCACCGUGAGAGCGACCAUCAGGACGACCACCUGAACAUCACCCUCCCACUGCGCGACUGCAUCACAUCUCUCAAGGAGAAGCACAAGACUGUCUCGAGCAUCCACCGUGAACGCUAUGAACAGAUCAAAAGUUGGUCCCACCACCUUCGCUGCCACUCUUCUGUUACUGACCUGCCCUGUAGAANNCUGGCCGAAGCCCUCGAAUCCUAUGCCUCUCACCUCGAACCUUCGUUUGUCACCAUCAAACUCCCUCCUACCUCGCCCAACUCCAAGACCCCUGCAUCCUUCGAUGUCUCGCCCUCCUACGUCACCUCUCUGGACGAUGCUUUCACCCGCGUCUACGAAGAAUACAACAAGCGUCUAGUCACAGUACAAGCUCUGGCAGAAGAAAUCAUCAUGCUCUGGGGUGAACUCGGCACUCCUCAAGCCCAGAUCGACAGUGUUAUCGUCAAGCACGCUCGCAAUGCUCCUGAACAACUGGGCCUACACCUUGAGGAUCUCAACCGCCUGAGGAGCAAGAAGGAAAAGCUGCUGGCCGAGAAGCGCAAUCGCGAGAUCAGAGUGGAAGAGCUCAAAGAGGCCAUUGAGGCAUUGUGGGACAAACUGGGAGUCGAAGAGAGCGAGCGCAAACCUUUCUUGGCCAGUAAUAGAGGUUGUGGUCUGCGCGCCAUUAACGAGUUCGAGGAUGAGCUGGCUCGUCUGAACGAGCUGAAACGCCAAAACCUGCACCUGUUCGUCGAAGAUGCGAGGUUCAAGUUACAGGAGCUUUGGGAUGGUCUCUAUUUCUCCGAGGAAGAGAUGCUCGAAUUUACGCCAGCCUUUUCAGAUGUCUACUCGGAUGCCCUGCUCGAGGCUCACGAGGCCGAAAUUGCCCGACUCGAAGCGCUUAGAGAGCAACGUGCGCCAACUCUCGCCAUGAUCGACAAGUACCGCUCGCUUGUUAAGGAUCGCGAUGAUCUGGCUGCUUCUUCGCAGGACGCCUCUCGUCUCAUGCUUCGUGGUCAAAAAGGCGAAAAGCGUGACCCAACUCGUCUCUUGCGAGAAGAAAAGAUGCGCAAGCGCAUUGCCAAAGACUUGCCCAAGGUUGAAAGUGAUCUACGCCAGAUUCUCGAAGAAUGGGAAGAAGAGUAUGGCCGUCCCUUCCUUGUCCAUGGCGAACGCUACCUAGACGAGCUGGAGGCCACUUCGCAAAGGCCGGCCACUCAAGGUUCGGUUCGAUCCAAGACUCCAUCGAUUCCUCCUCGAUCAAAGACGCCGUCGUCGGUUCCACCUUCUACUGUCCGUCCCAAGUCUGCAGCUGCUGCCGCUCCGACUACCGCCAUCAAGAAUCAGACAUUGCGUGGUCCUCCUCGAUCCAAGACUCCCACCGCGUCACGCAAUCCUUUGGCCUCGUCUGUCAUGGGUCCUUCCUUGUCACAUUCAUCGUCUAACUCCUCGUUUGCAGCUUCGGUCGGUCCGGGUAGUCUCCGCAGUCCCUCCAAGAUCCCUAGCCGUCAGCCCCUGAGCAACAUGCUUCAAGCUGGCACUUCAACCGCACGUCGCCCUCNNCCCCCUGGUCCUCUGGGUCAUUUUAGAACAGAGUCGGACAGUAGCACUCUUCGCAGCCGUAUGGCCCCGCCACCGCGACCUAUGCCCUUGUCACGCGACUUCUUCUCACCACCCGAGACCCCAUGUCCAAUCAACAACGCCGACAUGUCGUUCGAACGUAGCGGCAGCAUCAUACGUCACAUGAGCCCCGAAGAUCCUUACAGUGACCGCAGCUCAUUGCGAUCCGUUCGCACCUUCCAGUCUACGGCUUCCUCACGCCCAGCAUCGCAAGCCACGCACCAUUACGUGGCAGCGGCACCACGACCCUCGCCACGCUUCGAGUACCCCGCUGCACCGCCAGCACCGGCCAUGACAAGACAAACGUCGAACGCCUCGUCAGUUGAGACUAGCAGUUCGGCUGUCUCUGGUUCUGAGAAUUGGGAGACAUAUACGGAUGCUUCUGACGAUGAGGAGCCCGAUGCUCGAAUGGCAUAUUAUGCCAAAGUACGCACGACCAGGCGUGAAUCGCCUGAGGACAGCUACGAAAGUACCGGUAAGGGCUUUGGCGCCAAAGUGCGAGCAAUAGGUGCUUCAGACGACGGCACCGAGGCCGCAUGGUCCGACGUGGGCGAGACGUUUUGA
This is a messenger RNA of Aureobasidium musti, 2403 nucleotides long. Lineage: Eukaryota; Fungi; Ascomycota; Dothideomycetes; Dothideales; Saccotheciaceae. The record is from the annotation of a GenBank genome assembly.